Aplysia californica (California sea hare) is the source of this 783-nucleotide messenger RNA. RefSeq lists its product as uncharacterized. NCBI's taxonomy places the organism in Eukaryota, Metazoa, Mollusca, Gastropoda, Aplysiida, Aplysiidae. Bases 1 to 627 code for a protein of 208 amino acids. The record is from RefSeq and is a predicted model, not a curated record. The transcript has 4 exons.
AUGGCAAACAGACGUGCUGGUUUCUUCAGCAAGCCUAAUGCCAUUCCCCAAAACGUAGAUGCUAUGAUCCUCUCUUAUGACGUCUACUUUGAGAACUUCGGCUGGAAUAAGGGCGGGAAACUGCCUGGUCUCUAUGGUGGCGAAGAUGGCGAAGGUGCUUACAAGUGCUCGGGCGGUUCAAACCCCUCCACUUGCUUCUCUCUCAGACUUAUGUGGCGCGAACACGGAGCCGGUGAGAUCUAUGCUUACAUCCCGAAAAACCAGGAAAGUGGAUUUGAACAACGUCCUGACGUUGUUUACAACCCAGUUUAUGGACAGUCUUUGGGCAGAGGAAAAACCCAUUGGAUGAAUAACAAGUGGCACUCUGUCACAGAGGAAGUUCACCUGAACACUGUUGGAAAAGCCAACGGCUGGGUCAAGAUGUGCAUCAAGGCCGAGGGUCAUUCCCAGCAAUGUUACACCGCCAAUCACCUGGUCAUGCGCAACAACCACAACAUUCACCUCAGAGGUAUGAUGUUCUCCACCUUCUUCGGAGGCGGUGACCCCUCCUGGGCUGCACCCAAUGACUGUUCCACUUACUACAAGAACUUCAAGAUCUCCGUCCCAGACCAUGCUGUGGUUGGUUAAACUGAAAGUGGCAAGGAAGUCGAAAUCCCCACGUCGUUUUAGGGUGACCAAAACCGCGGUGUCUUCUCUAUUGCAAAUGUCACAGCAAGGAAUUAUGUUAAGCUGAAUCUAAGAAAAUUAAAUCUUAAUUUCUUUUUCCAUAGGAAACCAAAAAUG